This is a messenger RNA of Exaiptasia diaphana, 2189 nucleotides long. RefSeq lists its product as uncharacterized. NCBI's taxonomy places the organism in Eukaryota, Metazoa, Cnidaria, Anthozoa, Actiniaria, Aiptasiidae. The record is from RefSeq and is a predicted model, not a curated record. Bases 1102 to 2037 code for a protein of 311 amino acids. The transcript has a single exon.
CUAUGACACGAUAAGUUCUUCACAUUUCUGGCAUUAAUGAAAGUUUUCGACUCUCGAACCCUGAUUAACCCAUGAUAAUUUAUGAUUGUGACAGACUAACGAAUAAUGAUGGAUGCUAUCUGCUCUGGAAUGCCGGAUAAAUAAUAUCAUAUAUCCUGAUUAGUCAUCGAUGUUAUGUUGGAACACGCACAUAUGCACGGUUUAUUGCAGUACCGACUUGGCUUCUGGCUUCGUAAGAGUCUUACUACAAGAGUUCCUUUAGAGAGUAAGUCAAGAUUGUUCAUUGUGAUUCUAAUUGUUCGKGGGAGACAGCUGGAAACGAAGAAAGAUCUUUAAAAAGCGGCCCGUUAACUAUACUUUCUGAGUUAAACGGCAAAAACAGUCUCUAUACGACACUUCAAGCGUGUAAAGAGUCUGUAAAGAUUCUGACUGCAGUGCACAAGAGCUUCGCAACACAAGCAAAACAUUGAUUCAAGUCAAGUGAAGAUAUUUAACCCAGCAUUUUCAGAGCAGUCGGAGUGACCUGAGGCAUGAUUGGCCUUAACUCCGAUUAAGCCAAUAAUACAACAACAUCAACAAUAUAUACCAAAUUAACUGUGGCUUCAUCAAUAUACGAUAAAUCGACCGCCGUCCCAUUAUCACAAUACAGGUCAAGACUUGRCGGGUAAAAAAAAGUUUUGUGCUCUUUCGACGAAACUGAUGGACAUUGACGACUUUCAUCGACCUAUCGAUUCGACAGCAAGAGAACAAAGCUGAAAUAGUUAAACUUUUGGUCUAUAUCUCGACAAAAUAUCGCAUAAACGAUAUAAUUGAUAUUAAUUAAUAUAUAGGACCAAACUGAUUGAGAAAGUGAGAUGUUCCCGCACGACAACUAUUAGAUARAAGUCCGCAUUGUAAUUUCAAGGUCAAACAUCCACUUCAAUUGAUGUACAGUUUUUUUUAUAAUUUAUUGCCGAAAAUMGCCGAGAAAUCGUUUGUCGUUAACGAUCCAUUCACUCAGAUAAAACAGUCGAAUUUCUGUUGUUGACUUAAAGGCAAUUUGUACAAAUAAACACUGAAACAAAUAACACUUGUUAGUCCAACAAAGAAGRAAAAGAAGAGAUGACAUUAUCACUUUGCAAUCUCUUCUUUCGCGCCAUAAUUUCUCUGUUAAACUUCUUGGUCUUUGCAAUCUUUGUGGCCACACAAUUCUUCCAGGAYCAAGASUCGAAAUAUUUCUUCAAAUGGAUACUUGGGAAUAGAACAACUAGUUAUAUAUCGAGCAACUACCAUGUUUCGAAUUCGUUAUCAUGGUGGAUUAUAUAUUUUUGGUAUGGUCUUCACGCUUGGCARUUACUAUGGAUGAGUUUUUCWGUUGCCAUACUCUUUAAAAGAAACUUUCCAGAGGCGAUUAAUGGUGUCUUCUUUUUYYUAUACAUCCUUUCUACUGCUCUGGAUAUUGCUUGGRUAGUUUUYUCCAGCAGAGAAAUGRUUGUCCCUGCGUGCGUUGUGAUAUCUCUAGGGGUGUUCCUCAAGGUUCCCGCCUUGGUCCUCGUGUACGUGAAAUUCGAGGACUCAUACGAUUACGAGAAGCAUUCCUUGUGSGAUUUUUGGUCAUUUCACGUUCUUGUCUUCAAUGGCAUCGCRGCGAAUAUAGUAGUGAGUGUAUACAAUGCUUUGAUUUGGUUCUCUAUUGUCUUAACAUACAAUGACGACCUUCCAGAAAGAAGYUCCACAACRAUGGCACUUACGAUAACAUUUACCUUGGCGAUCGUCUGGUUUUUGCUGGAAAAUUCUCUGUUCCUCUGGUUUACGCGUUUUACAUUUAGCAUCUAUCCRACAUUGAUAAUUACAAUGAUUAGUAGCUUAAUUCAAAACUGGACGCCUGAGUCAAGGAAUUUCAUUAUCCUCGCAGUCCUGCUUGUCUUUGUGAGCGUGCUUUUUGGAUGUCACGUGAUUCUUGUGAUAUCGAGAUUAAGCAAGGCGAAGCGAUCUUUCCCCACAAGACAAGUCUCUGUAUCUAGCUUUAAUAUCGAAUUCAUGACUACAAGGUUUUAAGACAACAAUAAUACUAMAGGAUGCACUUUGAAAGCGCAGAUUUCUGUAGAACUUUUUGAUAAUAUUAUCGAUAUUACUUUUAUUAUAACGCGCGUAAAUGAAAAUGGUCAUUUCAUACUCUAACCGACACGAACCGACACCUUUACUUGGAA